CCCCCGGGAGGAAGAGGCAUGGCCCAACAAGAUGCAGUUCCACUGGCCAGUGCGCAGCCCCUGAUCUUAACACAGCGUGAGCCCUCCCCCUGUACCCUGUGCCCUCUGCCCACCAGGACUCUGAGCACAGAGGAGUGGCUCAGGCAGAGCUUGUGGCCCAAUCCCCAAGGCCUGCCCCCCUCCCACCCCGCCCCCCACCCUGCCGCCUCCCAUCUGCCCUGCGGGCUGCUUAUCGGGUAACCAGAGCUGGGAGCUGCGUCCACGCCUGAAACAGGAAGCCCAGGCCUGUGCGUGAGCCCUGAGAGCCUGCAGGUGCCUGGGCAGGAGGAUGGAGGAGCAGCGGGCGCUCGUGGCCGCCAAGGACGGGGACCUGGCCACCUUGGAGCAGCUGCUGGAGGCUGGCGCCCUGGGCCCAGGCAUCGUGGACGCCCUGGGGGCUGGCCUGGUGCACCACGCCACCCGGGCCGGCCACCUGGCCUGCGUCAAGUUCCUGGUGCAGCGGGCCAAGCUGCCCGGCAACCAGCGGGCCCACAACGGGGCCACCCCGGUGCACGACGCAGCUGCCACCGGCAGCCUGGCUGAGCUGUGCUGGCUGGUGCGUGAAGGGGGCUGCGGUCUGCAGGACCAAGACGCCUCGGGUGUCUCCCCACUACACCUGGCCGCCCGCUUCGCCCACCCGGUGCUGGUGGAGUGGCUGCUCCGAGAGGGCCAUGCAGCCACACUGGAGACACUGGAGGGCGCCCUGCCGCUGCACCACGCUGCUGUCAGUGGGGACCUGACCUGCCUGAAGCUCCUGGCAGCUGCCCACCGCAGCAGCGUGAACCGGCGGACCCGCAGCGGCGCCUCCCCGCUGUACCUGGCCUGCCAGGAGGGCCACCUGCACCUCGCCCAAUUCCUGGUGAAGGACUGCGGCGCCGACGUGCACCUGCGCGCCCUGGACGGCAUGAGUGCGCUGCACGCCGCCGCCGCCCGCGGACACUACUCGCUAGUCGUCUGGCUGGUCACCUUCACUGACAUUGGCCUGACGGCACGGGACAACGAGGGGGCCACAGCCCUCCACUUCGCAGCUCGAGGCGGCCACACACCCAUCCUGGACCGGCUGCUGCUGAUGGGCACCCCCAUCAUGAGAGACUCCUGGGGCGGGACCCCCCUGCAUGACGCCGCAGAGAACGGACAGAUGGAGUGCUGCCAGACCCUGGUCUCCCACCACGUGGAUCCCUCCCUGCGGGACGAAGAUGGCUACACGGCAGCAGACCUGGCGGAGUACCACGGGCACCAGGACUGCGCCCAGUACCUGCGGGAGACGGCCCGGCCGGUGCCGCUCCUGAUGACACCCCCGCCCCCACCAUUCCCCCCUCCUCCACUGUCGGCUGCGAGGCGCUCCCCAGAGGAUGGAAGAGGAGGCUCAGGUCUCAGGAGCCCCACCGCAGCAUCGCUCAGCCCCGCCUGGCCCGGCCAGCCCGACCAGCCUCCUCCGCGGGAGCCGAUGACCCACUCGGUCCCCCUGGGGAUCAGCACCUGCGCCGUGGCCAUCGCUACGGGGGCAGAGACGGCGGCGGCGGGGGAUACCCCCCAGGGCCUGGCCGCACUGCAGCUGGAUGGACUGCCCUCUGGCGACCUCGAUGGGCUGGUGCCCACGCGUGACGAGCGCGGCCGGCCCAUCCCCGAGUGGAAGCGGCAGGUGAUGGUGCGGAAGCUGCAGGCACGCCUGGGCGCCGACCCUGCCCGGGAAGCUCAGGAGGACAGCGGGAGGAGCGCGGGCCCCACAGAGCAGGCGGCCUGGCGGUACUCGCAGACCCACCAGGCCAUCCUGGGCCCCUUCGGGGAGCUGCUGACGGAGGACGACCUGGUGUACCUGGAGAAGCAGAUCGCCGACCUGCAGCUGCGAAGACGCUGCCAGGAGUACGAGAGCCAGCUGGGCCAGCUGGCGGCUGAGCUGCAGGCCCUGCUGCCCGAGCCCCUGGUUAGCAUCACCGUCAACAGCCACUUCCUGCCCCGGGCGCCAGGGCUGGAGGGCGAGGAGGCCCCCUGCCCGGCGCCCGAGCCCUCGGGCCCUGAGGUGGCCGCGGAGGCCGUGCCCGGCGGGCAGCCCCUGCCCUUCUGGUGCAGCCACGUCGCCCGGCUGGUGCGCAGCAUGUCGCUGCUGCUGAAGGGCAUGAACGGGCUGGUGCAGGGGGAGGAGAAGCCGGCCGGGCAGGCCCCACAGGAGGCCGGCAGGGAGGCCCCCGCCGGCCCCCCGCAGAGCGAGGCCCAGCGUGAGAUCCAGGAGUGCGGGGUGUCCGUGCGGACGCUGCGUGGCAACUUCGAGUCGGCCCCCUGCCUUCCCUGCAUCCCAAACCUAGGACCCCCCUGCGAGGCAGGGGUCCAGCCCGGGCAGUGCCCCCGCGGCUGCUGGCCCGCCCCACCGCAGCCCCGGGCCGGCCCGAUGGGAGGGGAGCCCGGGCCGGGCGACACGGAGGAGGCCAGCGACUCCGGCAUCAGCUGUGAGGAGGCCCCGUCGGAGGCGGGCGCCGGGCACGGCCCCGACCUGGCCAACCUGCGGAAGGAGCGCAUCGUCAUGCUGUUCCUCAGCCACUGGAAGAAGUCGGCCUACACGCCCGCGCUCAAGACGGCCGCCUGCCGGACCCUGGAGGCCCGCCGCGCGGGGACCCUGGUGGCCAGGGCCCCCCCGCCGCCCGCCCCCCCGCCCAGCGAGGGCCCCCGGCUGGGCCACCUGUGGCAGCAGCGGACCAUCAUCGCCCACCUGCUGGGCAACUGGAAGGCCAUCCUGGCGCACGUGCCCGCCCGGCAGCUGCGGCGGCUGAGCCGGCGGCCCCAGGGCCUCCUGUCCCCCGAGCAGUUCCUGCCCCACGUGGACGGGGCGCCCGUGCCCUAUGGCAGCCUCACGCUGGACCUCUUCAUGCUGGGCUACUUCCAGCUGCUAGAGUGCGACCUGCCCGCCGAGGAGAGGAAGAUGCGCCACCUGCUCUGCUUCGAGGUCUUCGAGCACCUGGGCGCCCACGGCUGGGAGGCCGCGCGGGCCUUCCACAAGGCCGUGACCGACGAGGUGGCCGCUGGCCGCCGGGCCUGGACCGACGGCUUCGAGGACAUCAAGGCCCGCUUCUUUGGCGCCCACCGCGGUGCCGCCUGGGACGCCGAGCCCGGCCGCACGGCGGGCCUGACCCCGCUCGGGCCCCCGCCCCACACCGCCGGCCCCGGCCCCAGAGGCGGCCCCGAGCCCGCAGCUCAGCCGCUGGGGUCCGGCUCCCCGGGGGGCAGCUUCAACAGCGAGGACAUCUGUGGCUACAUCGACCGCAGCUUCGCCUUCUGGAAGGAGAAAGAGGCUGAGAUGUUCAGCUUCGGAGACUGAGGCGGCGGGCAGCCCCUUCCGGAGGGGCCUUGGGGGUGGUUCUCUCUCCUCUUGUCCUUUUGCAUCCACCUGGUGGCCGGGGGAGCCCCCGGCCAGGCGGGCAGACACUCGGCGUGCUAGUGCCCUCCGGUCCCGCCCUUGACAGAGCUUCCUCCUCAGCUCUGGGCUCAGCCUCAGAAUCCUUCUCACCCCUCAGUCCAAGGAGCCCCUCUCUCAACUCUCCCCCGGCCCUGAAGUUGACAAAGGGCUGUCCCAGCUGCAGGCCCCUCUGCCCGACUGUCCCCUGGCAAUGUGGGUGCCAGCCCGUGCUUUCCGUGGGUCCUCCUCCCGGUGCCUGGGGGUCCUGCCCCUCAGUUUCUCUGGGGCUGGUGGUCCAGACCUGUGUGCCCUGCAGGGGUUCUGCCUCGGUUUCUCCUGCGGGCCCCAGGCCUGUCCCUCCACGGCCCCUGGCCUCUGUUUCCCUAUCUGAGGGAACUGGAGUCUGUGGCAGAGGCCUCCUGUCAGACAGAACUGCCCUCCGAAUCCUCCGGGUCAGGGAGGUGCUUCACACCGGUGCAUCCUGCUCGCCCACUGCCACCGCUGACAGGGGCCCACCCCGGGAUUACAGGGGAUCCGGGUCCCUGUGGGGCUCCUGCCCUCAGUUUGACAGC
Molecule: messenger RNA, 3999 nt
Organism: Pipistrellus kuhlii (Kuhl's pipistrelle)
Lineage: Eukaryota; Metazoa; Chordata; Mammalia; Chiroptera; Vespertilionidae
Gene: ESPNL
Product: espin like
Exons: 9
Coding region: 329-3349 (1006 amino acids)
Biological process (GO): actin filament bundle assembly
Cellular component (GO): cytoplasm
Molecular function (GO): actin filament binding
Source: RefSeq, a predicted model, not a curated record